UAUGGCUCUGGAUAUGGUUCUGGAUACGGGUCAAGCUAUGGCACAUCUGGUUAUGGGGGCUAUGGAGGAUACGGAGGAGGAAUGAACUCUUAUAAUCGGAUGGGUAGCUACGGCUCCCCUUAUGGACGUCCUGGAAUGAUGAAUGGCGGUGGACCUGAUGACAUGGGUCUCCAGCAGCGGAUGGAAAUCGGCACCCGACCUGCAUUCGAGGUAGUCGAGCGUAUUGUUGGUGCAUUUGGUGGGUUCGCACAAAUGCUGGACUCUACAUUUAUGGCAACCCAUUCGAGCUUUAUGGCCAUGAUUGGUGUAGCAGAACAGUUUGGACGGCUUAAAGGGUACCUUGGCCAGGUCUUUAGUAUCUUUGCGCUCUUCCGCCUUUUCAAACGGGUCAAGAACCGCGUGACUGGAAGUGGCUCAAGCGAGAUGAACCUGUCCGAGUUUGAACGUUUCCAAGACCCUACGGCCAAUGGAAAUGGGUUGCAACCAAAGAUGUCCAAGAAGCCGAUAAUGAUCUUUUUGUUUUUGGUUGUCGGACUGCCUUAUAUGAUGCACAAACUGAUUCAGUUGAUCAAUGUUAAGAAUCAGCAUGAGCUCCAAUUGCAACAGCAGCAACAAAUGAUUGAUCCUCUCAAACUUGAAUUUGCGCGUGCGAUGUAUGAUUUUACGGCCGAAUCGACCAUGGAGAUUAGUCUCAAGAAAGGAGACAUCAUUGCUGUCUUGUCCAAACAAGAUCCUACAACCCAAGCAGCAGUUGGAGCUUGGUGGAGAGGGCGCCUGAGAGAUGGUACAAUGGGACUCUUCCCAGCCAACUAUGUA
Molecule: messenger RNA, 816 nt
Organism: Phycomyces blakesleeanus NRRL 1555(-)
Lineage: Eukaryota; Fungi; Mucoromycota; Mucoromycetes; Mucorales; Phycomycetaceae
Exons: 2
Biological process (GO): protein import into peroxisome matrix, docking
Cellular component (GO): peroxisomal membrane; peroxisome; peroxisomal importomer complex
Molecular function (GO): protein binding
Source: RefSeq, a predicted model, not a curated record